Messenger RNA from Chiloscyllium plagiosum (whitespotted bambooshark), 1043 nucleotides. Lineage: Eukaryota; Metazoa; Chordata; Chondrichthyes; Orectolobiformes; Hemiscylliidae. The record is from RefSeq and is a predicted model, not a curated record.
AGACGGUGUGGCUGAGACUUGAGAAUGGGGCUAGUCCUUGCGCUGGCCGAGUGGAGAUUCAUUACAAGGGACAGUGGGGGACAGUCGAUCACGAUCUUUGGGACCUGCCAGAUGCCGCAGUUGUGUGUCGGGAGCUGGACUGCGGGACCGCGGUCUCUGCCCCGGGCGGGGCUCACUUUGGACGAGGAUCCGGACCCAUUGUGACCUGGAAUGUUGAGUGCAGCGGGACCGAGCGCGCUCUGAAGGAGUGUCAAUCACAGCAAUGGGGUCACUACAGCUACUCACACGGCAAUGAUGCUGGUGUCAUCUGUUCAGACCACAUCAUUCCGAGGUUGUUCCAAGGAAGUUCCCAAUGUUUCGGCAGACUGGAGGUCCUGUUUGGUGACACCUGGAAAACAAUGUGUGGUCUUGACUGGGAUUUGAAAAACGCCAAUGUGGUCUGUGCGCAGCUUCAUUGUGGAGUGGCCGUGUCUCUUUCGAGCUCUGCUCAUUCUGGAGGCAGUCCUGUGCUCAUGGGGACUGAGGUUUUUAAAUGUACGGGCAAUGAGACUCAGCUGAAAAAGUGCCCUCGGUCUUCAGACACUCACCAGGAUUGCAGUGGACACAGCAAUGUUACCCUGAUAUGUUCUGAUGAAAAUUGGUGGCCAAGACUGGUGAAUGGGGGAAGCCGCUGUGAUGGCCGAGUUGAAGUUUACUAUAAUGGAAGCUGGGGCAGAGUGCAGGACACCCUGUGGGAUCUGAAUGAUUCUCACGUGGUUUGCAGACAGCUGGGAUGCGGUCAUGCCUUAGAAACGUAUAAGUCUUCACAGUACGAGGAAAGUGAUGGUCGUCCGUGGGUGCAUGAUAUCCAGUGUCAUGGACAGGAAUCUCAGCUCCGGGAUUGUAGGAUCUCAGGCCCAUUGAAUUCGUCUGUCGCUGACAGCAGUGACGUAGUCAUCCUCUGUUCAGUAUUAGUCCAGGUGAAAGCAGGCGUGGGCCAGAUGAAUGGUUGUGAGCAACUGAAACUUUGCUUUUGGAAGAUUCAAGUAGCAAAGAUUUUAUGA